Arctia plantaginis is the source of this 393-nucleotide messenger RNA. The record is from the annotation of a GenBank genome assembly. NCBI's taxonomy places the organism in Eukaryota, Metazoa, Arthropoda, Insecta, Lepidoptera, Erebidae.
AUGAGUUAUCUGUACGCCAAUGGUAUUCAUACUACUGGCACUGUACGCAGGCAUAGGGCCGACUUACCUAAAAUUGUAAAGAGCAAAAGAAAACUGAAAUUAAAAAAAGGUGAGUAUAAAUGGAGAGUAAAAGGAGACGUAGCUUUUGCGAUCUGGCAGGAUACAAAGGAAGUUCUAUUUUUGACUAAUGUUUUCCACCCAAAAGUCAAUGAAACAUCCGUAACUAGAACACAAAACGAUGGUACGAAGGCUGAACAUCGAUGUCCUCCAUUAGUAAAGGAGUACACAAAAAGAAUGGGAGGAGUUGAUCACUUUGAUCAUAUCAAAGAAGUAAGAGGUGGCUUCGAAUAUUUUAUUUCCUUUUCGAUGCCUGUAUUACAAAUUCAUUCUUGA